CUGUGUGUGCCCCCCCCCCCCCCCAACACCGAUGCUCAGCCUCGCCCGGCGCAGCCGCCGUCGCCCAACGUCGCCGAAGCGAAGCCAAGGCUGAGGGGGGGGCCUUGGGGGGGGGGUCCCCAAAACCCCUCGGCCAUGCCCGGAGAGGAGGCCUCCAGCAGCCCCCCGGGUCGCAGCCGGAGGCUCCUGGCCUCGCUCCCGGCCUCCAGCCUCUCUCGGGUUCGUCGGUGGCAGGCCUCCAACCUGGACCCCGACCUCUUCUUCACCGCCCCCUCCACCCCCGUGAGGACCGGGGGGGCUCGACCCCAAAAGGAGGAGGAUGAUGAAGAUGAGGAUGAAGAUGGGGGGGACGUGGGGAGCGAGGGGUUGGGCUCCCCCCCCACGUCCCCCUCCGGAUCCUAUAUGACGGCCGAGGGGGGCAGCUGGGGGUCUUCGGGCACCGCCAGCACCUCCCCGUCCUGCUCCCCAAAUCUCCUGGUUGAGGCCCCCGACGGCGAGGCCGGGCCUGCGGCCUUCACCCACCAGCUCCUCAUCCUCUCCUCUUCCUCCUCCUCCUCCUCCGAGGAUGAGGACGAGGACGAGGCCUCGGCGAGGCAGGAGGAGGAGGAUGAGGAAGAGGAGGAUGAGGAUGGGGGCAGUGGGAAGGCGUUGGGGGAUGAAGGCUCCCCCGGCGGCCUCAUCCCCGCGGCCUUGCUGCCUUUCCGCGGCAGCCUCCUCUUCGAGGCUGAGGCCGUGGAGAUCACUUUGGUGCCGGCCCAGCCGGCGGCCGAGCCCCUCUCCGAGGAGGAUGAGGAUGAAGAGGAAGAUGAGGAAGAGGAGGAUGAAGACGCCAGCACCUCGGCCUCCUUCCUCCGCUCGCUCUCCGAGACCUCCAUCAACGAGGGGGUGGACGAGUCCUUCGCCUUCCGCGACGACACCUCGGCCUCCUCCGACUCGGCCUCCUACGACGGCGAGGAGGACGAGCGGCUCUAUGGCACCGAGCGCCACGCCUUGGGGGGGCCGGGGGGUCGCCACCCCCUCCCCCCGGCCUCCGCCGGCACCCCCGGGGACCCCCAGCCUUCCUCAGGGGACAUCGAGCUCCAUCUGCGAGGCCGGGAGGAGAGGCCGUCGCCGGGGGGGGCCUCGAGGUGUGAGGCGGCCUCCGGGCCUCAAAUUUUGGAGGCUGCCGAAAAGGGGGAGCAAGAUGGUGCCCACCCGGCUGAGGAAGAGGAGGAGGUUGAGGAGGAUGAGAUGAAGAGGAUGAGGAAGAAGGAGGAGGAGGAGGUGGUGGAGGCCUCUGAGGUGGCCUCCGUUGAGGCUCCUGCCACAGAAGUCAACAUGGAGCCGAUGGGCGAGGCCUUCAGCCCCUCCUCAUCCUCCUCGGAGCCGGAGGAGGCCUCCACCCUGGAGCCUGAUGUCCUCCAAGAGCCCGACCCCGUCCCGGAGGAGCCACCCCAUAUGGAGGCCGCCAUCCCCACGGAGUCCCUGCCCUUGGAGGAGGCCGAGGAGGCGACACCAGAGGUGGUGGAGGCCCCGGAGGUGAUGGAGACCCAAAAAAUGGUGGAGGCCCAGGAGGUGGUGGAGGCCCAGGAGGUCCCAGAGGUGAUGGAGACCCCAGAAGUGGUGGAGGUCCCGGAGAUGGUGGAGACCCCAAAAGUGGUGGAGGUGGUGGAGGCCCUGGAGGUGACAGAGACCCCAAAAGUGGUGGAGGCCCACCCGGAGACCGACCCCGAUGCGGAUCUGGAGGCCACAGCCAGCGCCCCGCAGCCCCCCUGCGCCGGGGAGACCAAAGACCCCCAACCCCAUGACCACGAGGGGGACGCCCCCACCCUGCCCGCCACCAACGGCACCCACGAGGUUGAGGCCACGGCGGUGGUGGAGGCCCCGGAGCCUCCGUGCCCACCCCAAGAAGGUGACCCCGAGGCCGGCAGGACGGCCCCCACCCCAAAUGAGGACGCCCCCGAGCUGCAGGACGGGGUCACGGAGGAGACCCCGGAGCAGGAGGAGGCCGUUGAGGAGGUCGAGGCCCUUCAGGAGGACGGGGAGGCCGCGGGCAGCGAGUCCCCACCGCCGGGUGACGGUGACAGCGCCGCCACCGAGGAGCCGGGGGAUGAGGACGAGGGGGGGGAUGCGGAGGACCCCGAGGAAGCCUCCGGCGAGGACCUGGAGCCGGCCUCAAGCAAGGUGGAGGCCGAGUGGGACGCCACAGCCUCCUCUUCCUCAUCUUCCUCCUCCUCCUCCGAGGACUCCUCGCCCGAGCCCUUGGACACCUCGCGCUCCCGCACCGACUCCAGCUUCUUCACCGCCCCCGAGGACAGCGCGGGGGAAGGCCUCCAGCCUUCCUCCUCCUCCUCUUCCUCGCUGCCCCCCCGGCCCUGCAUGGCUCUCUGCCUCCUACCCCCGGCCUCCUCCACCCGGUUAUAUUGUCCCCCCCCCGGGUGUGUUGUCCCCCCCCCCCCACUGCAUUUUCCACCUUGCAGGAAUUUGGAGAACGUCCAGGGGGACAAAACGCCCGGCUUCAUCCCCGAGGUGCUGGCGCUGCUGCGGGGCUGUGCGAGCAAGCUGAGAAGCGGGCAGGAGGAGGGGGCGCAGCUGGAGAGCGUGAUGCUCUACGCCCUGCACCUCUGCGAGUGCCUCUUCGACCCCUACCAGACCUGGCGGCGGCAGCUGAGCGGGGAAGUCGUCAGCUCGCAGGAGAAGAGCAAGUACAAGUUCGCCCCCGCCGCUUUGCCCCCCGAGUUCGAUGCCUUCUUCCAAGAGAGCUUCCAGCCCGGCGGGCAGCUCCCCGACGAGCUCCAGCUCCGGGUCAUCCACCUCUUCGGGGCCAUCCUCUCCGGGUCCAAGCCCAACGCUCUGCGAGCCAUCACGCCGGCGGCGCUGGAGGUGCUCCUGGGGGUGCUCCGGAGAGGGGGCACGGGGCCGGCGCCGUGCCCGGGGCUGCUGGAGCUGACGCUGCGCGGCGUGGUGGCGGCGGUGCACGCGCUGCACGCCAGCAGCCCCGGCCCCGUGCCCCUGCGCUCGCUUCUGGACGGCUACUUCAAGGUGCUCAACGCCAACCCGACCUCGGUGACGCCGGCCGGAGACCUCAUCGCCCUGAGGGUGCAGAUGUUGGAUGCCAUCCCGGCCAUGCUGAGCUGCGAUGAUCGGCCGGUCCUGCAAGCCGUCUUCCUCAGCAACAACUGCUUCGAGCACAUCAUCCGCCUGCUGCAGAACAGCAAGCUCUACCUCAACAGCACGCAGGAGGCGGGUGAAGCCCAGGACAAGCUCCCCGUGCAGCCACCGACGGGCGGUGGGCUCCAGCAGGUUUUUGACGUCGGCUCCGAUGCCAUCGCGGUCCACGCUAUCGGGGUGCUCACGGCCAUCAUGAGCAACUCGCCCUCGGCCAAGGAGGUGUUCAAGGAACGCAUCGGCUAUGCCCACCUCUACGAGGUGCUGAGGAGCCAGGGCCAGCCCACCCAGCGCCUGCUCCAGGAGCUCCUCAACAUGGCGGUGGAAGGCGACCACAGCUCCUUCCCGGCUCUCCCCAUCCGCAACGAGCAGCCUCUGCUCCUGCUGCUGGCCUGGCUCCCCUCGCUGUCCUGCCGCGAGCUCCAACUCUUCCUCGCCGAGCGCCUGCGCCGCCUGUGCGAAGCCUCGCUGCCCGGCCGCCUCACCUGCGUCAAGGCGGGCAUGGUGGGCAGCCUGCUGGCCGCCCUGGCCGCCGAGCCCGCCCUGCCUCCCUCCUGCUCCGAAAAUCUGCUGGAGCUGCUGCGGGAGCUGGGCGGCCUCUCCAUUCGGCCCGGCGAGCUGCGGCAGCUGCUGCGGCUGCUGCGGCGCGAGCGGGGCCGGGGGGCGCAUCCCUACACGGCGCCGGUGCUGCGGGCGCUCUCGGGGAUGGCACGGGCUGAGGGACCCCCGCGAGCCUUGCAAUAUUUCGACCUGACCCCCGGCAUGGCUGGGAUCAUGGUGCCCGCUGUCCAAAAAUGGCCCGGCGGUGCCUUCGCCUUCCACGCUUGGCUCUGCCUCAGCGAGGAGGAGCCCGGCCCGCCGGCGAGGCCGAAGAGGAGGCAGCUCUACAGCUUCUUCACGGCCAGCGGGACGGGCUUCGAGGCUUUCUUCACCGCCGACGGCAUGCUGGUGGUGGCUGUCUGCACCAAGAAGGACUACAUGACGGUGGCGCUGCCAGAAGUGGCCUUCAACGACUCGGCCUGGCACUGCGUCGACAUCGUCCACGUCGCCGGCCGCCGGCCCUUCGGCCAGAACGUGGUCAGCAUCUACGCGGACGGGCACCUGCGGAAGACGGCGCAGCUCCGCUUCCCCUCCCUGCACGAGUCCUUCACCUCCUGCUGCAUCGGCUCGGCGGGGCACCGCACCACCACCACGGCCAUCGGCAGCAGCCACCCGCCGCCGUCCCACGGGCCGGAGCUGUCCUUCCCCCCGCACCCCGCUCUCUGCCGUUCACAAUCCUUCCCCGCCGCCCUGGGACCCCACGCCUGGACCCCUCUGCAGCCCCCCACCGAAGGGGUGGUGGCCACCACGGCGGCCGGCAGCCAGGACACCGAGUGGGGCACCCCCACGUCCCUCGAGGGCCACCUGGGCUCCGUGGCCAUCUUCUGCGAGGCGCUGCAGCAAACCCAGGUCAAGGCGCUCUUCUGCUCGGGUCCAAACGUGGCGUCCCCGUUUACGCUGGAGGGCGACCUGGUGGAGCUCAGCAGCAAACUCCUGCUCUACUACACCCCGCAGGCCUGCAGGAACAACAUCUGCCUGGACCUCUCUCCCAGUCACGGCCUGGACGGGAGGCUGACAGGGCACAAGGUGGUCAACUGGGACGUCAAGGACGUGGUCAACUGCGUGGGCGGGAUGGGCGUCCUGCUGCCCCUGCUCGAGCAAGUGGUGAGCAAGAAGGAGGAAGCCGAGGACGAGCAGGAGACCAACGACCUGGUGGGGCCAGAGCUGACGUCCUCCAGGAACGCCCAGGGCAUGCUGAUCCCCCUGGGCAGGUCCUCAGAGAGCAGGCUGGAGAGGAACAGCGUGGCCGCCUUCCUGCUGCUGGUGAAAAACUUCAUCCAGCACCACCCGGUGAACCAGGAGAGCCUGGUGCAGUGCCACGGGCCGGCCAUCAUCGGGGCACUCCUGCAGAAGGUCUCCGGCCCGCUGCUGGACAUGAGCACGCUGAUGGCCUCGCAGAUCCUGAUGGAGCAAGUGGCCUCCGAGGGCAGCGGGCUCCUGCUGCACCUCCUCUACCAGCACCUCCUCUUCGAUUUCCGCAUCUGGAGCAACAGCGACUUCGCCGUCCGCCUAGGUCACAUCCAGUACCUGGCCAACGUCGUCAAGGACCACAAGCAGCGCAUCCGCAAGAAGUACGGGGUGCAGUACGUCCUCGACUCCAUCCGGACCUACUACGGUGCCUCCAGGGAGAAGUCCACCACGACGGACGACAUCAAGACGGUGCAGACCUCCCUCUUCAGCCUGGUGAAGGACUUCUUCUGCCGGAGCUUCUCCGGGGAGGAGAUGCAGAGCUUGCUCAACUACGUGGCCGCGGCACAGGACGAGCAGCAGGUCUGCGGGGCGCUGGAGGUGAUCCACAGCCUGCUGAAGGGCUCGCCCGCCCAGGAGCAGCUCUUUGCCUUCCUCUUCGAGCCGGGCCACGUGGAGGUCCUCUUCUCGCUGCUGGUGCAGAAGAAGUUCUCGGAUGAAGUGCGGGAAAGGGUCUUCAAGAUCCUCUACAAGAUGCUGAAGUACGAGAAGGUCCCCGAGCGCUGCAAGAACCGCCUGAAGCUGAAGGACAUCGGGUACCAGGGGCUCAUCGCCUGCCUCAGCGACAUCCCCGGCUCCAUGCUGCUCUUCCGCUGCCUCUCGGAGCAGGUCCUGGGGGCAGAUCCUCCCAAUUAUAAGGACCUGGUGGCCGUGGUGUACCUGUCCCACCGGGCUGAGCUGACGGUCCGGCUCGAUAUCUGCCGCAAGCUUUUCCACUUGAUCUACGCGCAGCAGGACAUGGUGAAGCAGCUGGCGAGGCUGGCGGGCUGGCAGGACACGCUCACCAAGCUCUACGUCAAGGAAUCCUACGAGUCCCGCCAGCACAGCCUGAGCCUCUCGAGCAGCGGGGGCUGCCUGGAGCUCCUGCGCCUCUCCGAGCCCCCCGGCAGGGACGGAGGCACCGAGACGGGAGGGAAGGAGGCGGGGGGCUGCACGAGCCCCCCGCCCGCCGAGCUGCAGGAGCUGGACGUCUUCCUACCUCUGGGCUACGAGGCCUCGGACCAGGAGCUCUCCGAGGGCUUCUCCGACCACUCCACCUCACCGAGCGGCCGCACCAAGUCCUUCCACUCCUACAACUUCAAGUCCUUCGACUCCUCCGACCGCGCCAGCCGCUCGUCCUCCAACCCCGGCGACGUCCCCUUUGACGGCGUCUACCACCCGCUUUCUCCCUUCUCCACCUCGCCCUUCGACCUGGGGCUCGACCUGGCCAGCACCAGCUCCAUCGCCACGGCCGAAAGCGGCGCUCAGACGCCCGCCAGCGGCCCCGGCACCCCCUCGCCCCUGGAAAGCUUCAAACCCUUCCCGGGGAUGCGCACCCGCAAGAGCUCCAGCCUCUCCAACGUCCUGGAUGAGAGCAGCUACCAGGACGCCCUGCCCAGCGACAACGUCUCCAACACCAGCAACCCCCAGCAAACGCCCGAGGAGGAGCUGUGCAACCUCCUGACCAACAUCGUCUUCUCGGUGACGUGGCGCGGGGUGGAAGGUUGGGACGACGCGGCGUGGAGGGAGCGCGGGCAGGUUUUCUCCGUCCUCACCAAGCUGGGCACGGCUUGCGAGCUGGUGAGGCCCCCCGACGAGAUCAAGCGCAGCCUGCUGGAGAUGAUGCUGGAGUCGGCGCUGACGGAUCUGAAGGAGUCGGGGCCGGCCGCCCUGCCCGGCCUCACCCAAAAUGCUCUCAAGCUGCUGCGGCUGCUGCAGGAUUUCUUGUUCUCCGAGGGGCACAACAACCAGGCCCUGUGGAGCGAGAAGAUCUACGAGGGGGUGAGCGGCCUCCUGGACAAGCUGGGCGUCUGGUACCACCUGGCCAACGGCACCUCUGACCUGAAGGAGAUGGCCCAGACGGGGCUGCGCGUCCUGGUGGGCUACAUCAUGCUGCAGGACCCCCAGCUGCACUCGCUGGCCUACGUGAAGCUGCACAGCCUGCUGCAGACCGCCUCGGCCCCAAAAAAGGAUGAGGCUUGCUACCUUUUGGGCAAGCUGGAGACCCCGCUGCGACGCUCGCUGGAUGCCAAAUCGGAGACUUUCUCCUGGCUGGUGCCCAUCGUGCGCACGCUGAUGGACCAGUGCUACGAGACCCUACAGCUGCAGCUCUUCCUGCCCUCGCUGCCCCCCACCAACGGCAGCCCCACCUUCUACGAGGACUUCCAGCUCUUCUGCAGCACCCCCGAGUGGAGGAGCUUCAUCGAGAAGCACGUGCAGCCCACCAUGGCCCAGUUUGAGAUGGACACGUUCGCCAGGAGCCACGACCACAUGUCCAACUUCUGGAACGCCUGCUACGAUGCCAUGAUGAGCAGCUCCCUGCGGCGGGAGCGGGACAAGGCGGACAGCAGGAAGAUGUUCCAGGAUCUGGUUCUGGAGCCGGCGGCGAAACGCGCCAAGGCCGAAAACGCCCGGCACGCCAACGUGCUGAAGCAAGCCAACAACCACCAGAGCACCGUGCUGAAGCAGUGGCGCUCCCUCUGCCGCCUCCUCACCUCGCCCCGCUCCGCCUGGGCUGAUCGGAACCCACCUGAGGUUCGCUGGAAGCUCUCAAGCGCCGAGACCUACUCGAGGAUGAGGCUGAAGCUGGUGCCCAACCUGAAUUUUGACCAGCACUUGGAGGCCAGCGCCCUGCGGGACAACCUGGGAGCUGAUAACCUCCACAACCCCGCUGAAUCCCUCCCGCUCGCCAUGGCCAAGGAGGCCAAGGUGAGCGAGCUGGAGGACGACCAGCUGGCCGAGGAGGACCUCCCCGUCCUGGACACGCAGGCCGAGCCCAAGGAGCAGAACCAGCGGGAGAAGCUGGUGGUCUCGGAGGACUGCGAGCUCAUCACCACGGUGGCCGUUGUCCCUGGCCGCCUGGAGGUGACAACCCAACACGUCUACUUCUACGACGGGAGCAGCGAGAAGGAGGAGACGGAGGGAGGGAUCGGCUACGACUUCAAGCGCCCCUUGUCCCACCUGCGUGAGGUCCACCUGCGCCGCUACAACCUGCGCCGCUCCGCGCUCGAGCUCUUCUUCAUCGACCAGGCCAACUACUUCCUCAACUUCAAGAAGAAGGUGAGGAAUAAGGUUUAUUCCUGCAUCCUGGGGCUGAGGCCCCCCAGCCAGAUCUACUUCGGCAGCCGCUCGCCCCAGGAGCUGCUGAAAGCCUCGGGGCUCACCCAGAAAUGGGUUCUGCGGGAGAUCUCCAACUUUGAGUACCUCAUGCAGCUGAACACGAUCGCGGGGCGUACCUACAACGACCUCUCGCAGUACCCGGUGUUCCCGUGGAUCCUGCGGGAUUACGUCUCGGAGACCCUCGACCUCACCGACCCGGCCGUGUUUCGGGAUCUCUCCAAGCCCAUCGGGGUGGCCAACGAGAAGCACGCGCGGGACGUGAAGGAGAAGUACGAGAGCUUUGAGGACCCCACGGGCACCGUGGACAAGUUUCACUACGGCACGCACUACUCCAACGCGGCGGGCGUCAUGCACUACCUGAUCCGCACCGAGCCCUUCACCACGCUGCACAUCCAGCUGCAGAGCGGACGGUUCGACUGCUCGGACCGGCAGUUCCACUCGGUGCCGGCGGCGUGGCAAGCCCGCAUGGAAAACCCUGUGGACGUCAAGGAGCUCAUCCCCGAGUUCUUCUACUUCCCCGAGUUCCUGGAGAACCAGAACGGCUUCGACUUGGGCUGCCUGCAGAUCUCCAACGAGAAGGUGAACGACGUGGUGCUGCCACGGUGGGCGCGCUCCCGUGAGGACUUCAUCUACCAGCACCGCAAAGCCCUGGAGUCGGAGUACGUCUCGGCGCACCUCCACGAGUGGAUCGACCUCAUUUUCGGGUACAAGCAGCGAGGCCCGGCCGCCGUGGAGGCCCUCAACGUCUUCUACUACUGCACCUACGAGGGCGCCGUGGACCUGGACGCCAUCGCCGACGAGACGCAGAGGAAAGCUUUGGAGGGCAUCAUCAGCAACUUCGGGCAGACGCCCUGCCAGCUGCUCAAGGAGCCCCAUCCCGCCCGGCUGUCGGCCGAGAGCGCAGCCCGGAGGCUGGCCCGCCUGGACACCCGCCCGCCCAACGUCUUCGAGAACCUGGACCAGCUCAAGUCCUUCUUCGUGGAGGGCAUCAGCGACGGCGUGGCCUUGGUGCAAGCCGUGGUCCCCAAAAACCAGGCGCACUCCUUCAUCACUCAGGGAUCCCCCGACGUCCUGGUCACCGUGAGUGCCAACGGCCUGCUGGGGACCCACAACUGGCUGCCCUACGACAAGAACAUCUCCAACUACUUCAGCUUCACCAAAGACCCCACCGUCUCCAACGCCAAGACCCAGCGCUUCCUGCAGGGCCCCUUCGCCCCCGGCGCGGACCUGUGCUCCCGCACGCUGGCCGUGUCCCCCGAUGGGAAGCUGCUCUUCAGCGGGGGACACUGGGACAACAGCCUGCGUGUCACCUCCCUGGGCAAAGGGAAGGUCGUUGGGCACAUCACCCGGCACAUAGAUGUUGUCACCUGCCUGGCGCUCGACCUGUGUGGCAUCUACCUCAUUUCUGGCUCCCGGGACACCACCUGCAUGGUGUGGCAGGUCCUGCAGCAGGGCGGGUUCUCCAGCGGCUUGGCCCCCAAGCCCGUCCAGGUCCUGUACGGCCACGACGACGAGGUGACGUGCGUGGCCAUCAGCACCGAGCUGGACAUGGCCGUGUCGGGCUCCAAGGACGGCACCAUCAUCAUCCACACCAUCCGCCGGGGCCUCUUCAUGAAAUCCCUGCGGCCGCCCGCGGAGAGCUCGCUGCCCGCCGCCGUCACCCACCUGGCCGUGGGGCCCGAGGGGCAAAUCGUCACCCAGACGGCCGUGGGCGAGCGCGCCUCCCUCAAGGACAAAUUCGCCCUGCACCUCUACUCGGUGAACGGGAAGCACCUCGCCUCCGUCCCUCUGGACCAGGAGGUGACAGCCAUGUGUGUGACGGAGGAAUUCGUGGUGCUGGGGACCAUGCAGUGCGGGCUGGAGAUCCGUGACCUCCAGAGCCUCCGGGCGGCGAUGCCCCCCGUGCCCAUGCGGGUGCCCGUGCACAGCGUGUCGGUGACCAAGGAGAAGAGCCACAUCCUGGUGGGGCUGGAGGACGGCAAGCUGAUCGUGGUGGGGGCCGGGCAGCCCGCCGAGGUGCGUCCGGGCCAGUUCCACCGGCGGCUGUGGCGCUCCACGCGCCGCAUCUCGCAGGUUUCGGCUGGCGAGACGGAGUACAACCCCAACGAGGGCAGGUCCUAGGCUGCCACCCCACACCCGGCCCCGCUGGGCUUCCCGCAGCUCCCGGCCCCUCCUGGGGGGCACGGCGAUAAAGGGGGGGACCCCGUGACCCCCCCACAUCAGCGCCCCGAGCCCCUGGCGAGCCGGGGGGCGAGGAGAGGAGGGGUGAGCCCCGAGCUCCCCGCAGCCGGGGCUGCGUGCUCGGCCCCUCGCCGUGGCCUUAUUCAGCCCCCCCUCUGGGCUGGGGGGACAGCAGUGGGAUGAGGGGGGCGAGGAGGUGCCCGGGGGGGACCCCUCGCUGGGAAGGGGGGGGUGCUGUGUGUCCCCCCCCCACCAUGCCCGCUGGCCAGGAGCCGGCUGCCCCCUUCCCCGACUGUUUUUUUUCUAUCGAUUUCUAGCUCUUUUACAAAAAAAAAAAGAAAAAAAAAAAGAAAAAAAAGAAAAGAAAGAAUAAUAAUAUAUCUAUCUAUAAAAAAUAAACGUGCACAAGGCCCUUGUC
Molecule: messenger RNA, 10912 nt
Organism: Anas platyrhynchos (mallard)
Lineage: Eukaryota; Metazoa; Chordata; Aves; Anseriformes; Anatidae
Source: RefSeq, a predicted model, not a curated record